UGUCAGUUGUAUAUUGUGACGUCAUACGUUACAUUUUACAAAACAAUUUUUUGCGGUGUAAAAUGAAGUGUAAAUACUUCUGAUAGAGUUGAAUCUGUAUCUAAACGUACAUUAGUAUUAGAACUCAAUAUAUUCAUUUUUAAAUAGAAAAUUAACACUCUCUUGCAACUUUCACCACAAUAUUUAACCUAAAAAUUAUCGCAAAAUGUCAACACUAAAAACAGUUUGGAAUUGCAUGUUUGGACCAAGAUUAAUUAAAAUAUACGGAAACGAAGGACCUGUCGAGAAAUUCUACCAACCUCACAGUUUCGAAAAAUGGGGCGAUCAAGUUAUACAUUCUUUAUACGUUAUUUGGAAAAUUGGAGUAUAUACCUCCCCGUUUUUAGUGGGGAUUCUUUACCAACGAGGUUAUUUCACCGUUGAGGAAUUGGGACCAUUUACGAAAUUAGUUACUAGUAUAAGUGUUAUUCUCAUAGUAUCGUACUGUUGCAAAGGUUUGGGUAGGUUUAGUAACCCAACUUACUUAAACUUUUUAUCAACACUGGAAGCAGCAAGAAAAGAACUGACCCCUGAAUCAAAGCAGCAGCUCUCUUUGUACGAUUUUGAUUUCCACAGCUGGCCUGUAGAAUUUGAUAUGCGUACUUUAAAAAAGGAGAAUACAAAGACAUUUAUUAAUAAACCAGUUCUUCACCAAAAUGUACUGCAAUAUGUCACGCAAAUACCGUUUCGAAUUAUUGCCUAUGUAGCAAUCCACACUUUUGGUAUUAGAUUAAUAUACCCAGGUACCAUUGGAAUUAUCCAAAUGAUACUAGAACAGAGUCUUCUCCAAGGCAGAUCUAGGCUGAUUGAACACAACCAAGGAGAACGAUACAAACUGCGCACUUGUGACAACAACGACAUCGAUACUAUGUUCAUAGACAGACGCAAGAGUACCCAAAAUGGCAAUACUUUGGUUAUUUGUUCCGAAGGAAAUGCAGGUUUUUACGAAAUUGGAAUUAUGAUAACAGCCAUAGAAGCAGGCUACUCAACACUUGGAUGGAAUCAUCCAGGUUUUGGGGGUAGUACUGGCAAGCCAUUCCCGACACAAGAACAAAAUGCAGUCGAUGCUGUACUACAGUUUGCCAUUUAUAAACUAGGUUUUAAGCCUGAAAAUAUUAUACUGUUUGGGUGGAGCAUUGGGGGAUAUGCAACAUCGUGGGCGGCCAUGAAUUACCCUGAUGUUAAAGGAGUGAUUGUUGAUGCUACUUUCGAUGAUCUUCUUCCAUUGGCCCUAAAUCACAUGCCAUCUUGGUGGGAGUCCAUCGUCAAGCUAGCUAUUAGAGAAUACAUAAAUUUGAACGUCUUUGAACAUCUCGCGAAAUAUCCAGGGCCAAUUCUUAUCAUCAGGCGGACGGAAGAUGAAGUUAUCUGUCUUAGAGAAAACGAGUUGUCUUCAAAUCGCGGAAAUGACUUGUUAAUAAAAUUACUACGUGCAAGGUAUCCCUAUAUUUUUGAAGACAGACAAAUCGAUUUAUUGAAACAUUAUCUAUCCGUGACGUCCGCUUCUCAAGACUUGUUUUUGAAAAAAUACAACGUGAACGAAAAUGUAUGCAACUCACUUUUGCAAACUUACAUUUCCGAGUACUCCAAGUCUUUUCCAAUGAAAAUUGGAGAAGACUUCCAGGAUCACGACAAGAAUCAGAUGGCGCUGUUUUUGGCAAGGAAAUACAUGAAAGAUUUCAAAGCUACACAUUGCACUAAUCUACCAGCUGAAAUGUUUCAACCACCUUGGGCUGUCAACGUAGAGUUUGAUUUUGUUUUCACUUAAAAUGAGUAACGAAUCUGGUGAUAUGAAGUUUUAAAGUAUCCUUGGUAUUUGUAAGAUUUUAUGAGAAUAUUUUGGUGUAAUAUGAAAUAAAUAUAAUGUAAAAUGUGAGGGUUUGAUUUAAGGUUUGUUGUUAUUUUAAGCUUAGAUAUUUUGUUAGUAAAUUAUUAUUUUAAAUUUUUUGUUUACCAUGUUACAUAAAUAUAGUUCUUAUUCCAA
This is a messenger RNA of Tribolium madens (black flour beetle), 2023 nucleotides long. Its product is annotated as phosphatidylserine lipase ABHD16A. The transcript is spliced from 8 exons. Gene Ontology annotation, biological process: phosphatidylserine catabolic process; monoacylglycerol catabolic process. Gene Ontology annotation, cellular component: endomembrane system. Gene Ontology annotation, molecular function: glycerophospholipase activity; monoacylglycerol lipase activity. The record is from RefSeq and is a predicted model, not a curated record. Lineage: Eukaryota; Metazoa; Arthropoda; Insecta; Coleoptera; Tenebrionidae. The coding region runs from base 206 to 1807 and encodes 533 amino acids.